Messenger RNA from Ricinus communis (castor bean), 2701 nucleotides. RefSeq names its product serine/threonine-protein kinase BSK7. Gene Ontology annotation, molecular function: protein kinase activity; protein binding; ATP binding. The coding region runs from base 710 to 2176 and encodes 488 amino acids. Gene Ontology annotation, biological process: brassinosteroid mediated signaling pathway; protein phosphorylation. The record is from RefSeq and is a predicted model, not a curated record. NCBI's taxonomy places the organism in Eukaryota, Viridiplantae, Streptophyta, Magnoliopsida, Malpighiales, Euphorbiaceae. The transcript has 11 exons.
UUAUGUGGAUUUAUUUUUAUAUUUUACAUGUCCCUCUGUUUUUUUUAUCUUUAGUUCUUAAUAUCCAUAUUCUAAUCCAAAUCUCAUCAAAAAUAAAAAAGCUCUCUUUCUCAUUUUGGGUUCUUUCAGAAACUGAUCUCAGAUUCAUACGUUCAGAAAAAAAAAAGCCCCAACUUUUCAAUGAAACACACUUUCAUUACUUCCAAAACCCAACAUAAACAAAAACUCAAUUGACAUAAACAAGCUUUAAUUUAAUUAAUUAAUUACCUCUUUUGCUUCCCAUUUCCUUUUUUUUUUUUUUUUCACUGAAUCAAUCUGCUAACUUUGCUUUCUAUUCAGGUUCCUUAACUCUUUAUCUCUCCUUCCCUUUCUUUAUGUUGUUUUAUUUAUUGCUUUUGGUGCUCCGAUUUGAUCUGAAGUUUAUCACUUGAAGCUGUGGAGAGCUGAAGUUUGAUUGACUUGCCUGGUGCUAUGAGUUGACUAGGAGGAACUGCUGAAAAGGAGGUCAAUUGGGUGGGUUUCAAAGAGCAUAUUAGGACAAAGUUUUCACAAUUUUUAUGCACUGAUCCCUGCAAGAACUGAAAAUUUGAAAGGUUUAUCAUAUAAUUGGGACGGACUAGUUUGUGAACCUGGAGGAAGCGAUUGAGCUUGACAAAAAUUUUGAGGCUUUAGGAUCCAUUGGUGUUUAAUUUCAAUAUUUGGUGUUGGGAUGGGCUGUGAGUGUUCAAAGCUCUCUGCCUGUUGUUGGAGUUCUGAGUUUGAUGGAUCAGUUCCCGAGGACCAAAAUGAGGGAAAUGAGGAGAAGAACGAAGUUGAUGAUUUGCCCGCAUUUCGUGAAUUCACCAUUGAGACACUUAAGAUGGCAACAUCUGGGUUUGCUGUGGAGAACAUAGUUUCUGAACAUGGGGAAAAGGCCCCCAAUGUGGUGUAUAAGGGUAAGCUUGAGAAUCAGAGGAGGAUUGCUGUAAAACGAUUUAAUAGAUCUGCAUGGCCCGAUGCCAGGCAGUUUUUGGAAGAAGCAAGAGCUGUUGGUCUGCUGCGGAACCAUAGGCUUGCAAAUUUACUCGGCUGUUGCUGUGAAGGGGAUGAGAGGCUACUUGUUGCAGAAUUUAUGCCCAAUGAUACAUUAGCAAAGCACUUGUUUCAUUGGGAAACACAACCAAUGAAGUGGGCUAUGCGACUUAGGGUGGCUUUAUAUCUUGCACAAGCUCUAGAAUAUUGUACUGGCAAAGGACGAGCUCUAUAUCAUGAUUUGAAUGCUUAUAGAGUUAUUUUUGAUGAUGAGGGGAACCCUCGACUUUCUUGCUUUGGUCUGAUGAAGAACAGUAGAGAUGGAAAAAGUUACAGUACAAACCUGGCAUUUACUCCUCCUGAGUAUCUGAGGACAGGGAGGGUAACCCCAGAAAGUGUAAUGUAUAGCUUUGGCACCCUUUUACUUGACCUUCUCAGUGGAAAACAUAUUCCUCCCAGCCAUGCAAUGGACUUAAUCAAGGACAAGAAUAUUCAGAUGCUGACAGAUUCGUGCUUGGAAGGCCAAUUUACAAAUGAUGAUGGGACUGAGUUGGUGCGGUUAGCUUCGCGAUGUUUACAGUAUGAGCCCCGUGAGCGGCCAAAUCCUAAGUCAUUAGUUGCUGCUUUGAUUCCUCUUCAGAAGGAUACUGAGGUUCCUUCUCAUGAAUUGAUGGGUAUACAAGAUGGUGCUGCAGCUUUACCUCUGUCACCAUUUGGUGAGGCUUCCUUAAGAAUGGAUUUGACUGCCAUACAUGAGAUCUUAGAAAAGCUUGGAUAUAAAGAUGAUGAGGGUGCAGCUACUGAGUUGUCCUUCCAGAUGUGGACUGAUCAGAUGCAGGAAACAUUAAAUUCAAAGAAAAAGGGUGAUGUUGCUUUCCGACAUAAAGAUUUUAGAGCUUCCAUUGAAUGCUAUUCUCAGUUCAUUGAUGUUGGAACCAUGGUUUCUCCAACUGUUUACGCACGCCGUAGCCUGUCUUAUCUUAUGAAUGAUAUGCCACAAGAGGCGCUAAAUGAUGCAUUGCAAGCCCAAGCAAUAUCCCCUGUUUGGCAUAUUGCAUCUUACUUACAAGCAGCAGCUCUAUUUGCACUGGGAAGGGAGAGCGAGGCACAAGCAGCUCUCAAAGAGGGAUCAACCCUCGAAAAUAAAAGGCCUACAAAUGCUUGAUCAUAGCAAAUGAUGCUCAGAAUAAAGCUCUUCUUGCAUUGCUCUUCCCCCCUGAGAUGACCACCGAGGGCAACUACAAUUAUACAAGCUUACUUUGUCAGGCAGGAUGGUGAAGUGUUUUAAGCCCCACAACAAACCAUGGACUUGAAUGGGAUGUAAAUGGUUCCCUUCUUCUGCAUGUGUGAUUGGUUGUCAUCUUGAAGAAUUCUUUCAGAAACAUUAUUGGAUGGGUUGGUUUUUGUCAAAUUUUUCUGGGUAUUUUCCGCACUGGAACACUCACAUGCACAUAAGAACAAUCUACCCCUGUUUCUGUUUGCUGACCUUUUCCAAAUACACCAAUCUAGGGAAAAUAAUUAAGACACUCGUGGAAUAGAUUACAUGUUUGUAGAGGGAUUCAGCUGUUGUUUAAAAGUUGCACUUGAGGGUGAAUAGAACAAACAUGUCUUUGCAAAUUCUUGUAAUUUAUGUACAGUGCUAUUUGUUGUGGUUGCUGAAGCUGAGGUGCAAUCGUAUUUCUUUUUUCUC